This is a messenger RNA of Cheilinus undulatus (humphead wrasse), 1517 nucleotides long. It is a transcript of the gene hint3, whose product is annotated as histidine triad nucleotide binding protein 3. Gene Ontology annotation, molecular function: catalytic activity. The coding region runs from base 7 to 513 and encodes 168 amino acids. The transcript is spliced from 5 exons. The record is from RefSeq and is a predicted model, not a curated record. NCBI's taxonomy places the organism in Eukaryota, Metazoa, Chordata, Actinopteri, Labriformes, Labridae.
ACAACAAUGGCAGACGUUGAUGCUAACGUUACUCAACCUGCUCAGGUUGAAAUUUCUAAAACUAGCAGUGUACCUGCUGAUGGCUAUGAGAAGAAAUGCAUCUUCUGCAAGAUUGUAAACAACGAAAUGGGCACAGAGCUUCUUCUCAAUGAUGAGGAAAUCUCAUGUUUCAGAGACAUUAAACCUGGAGCCCCGCACCAUUACCUGGUCGUUCCAUCCAAACAUGUUGGAAACUGUAAAUCGCUCAGCAAAGAACAUGUACCUUUGAUACAGCGCAUGGUGGAAACUGGGAAGGAGAUCCUCCAGAAAAACAACGUAACAGACCUCAGUGAUGUCAGGUUUGGUUUUCAUUGGCCUCCAUUUUGUUCUGUCACACACCUCCACCUUCACGUCCUGGCACCUGCCAGUCAAAUGGGCUUUAUGUCCCGCCUCUUCUACAGGGUCAACUCUUAUUGGUUUAUUACGGCUGACCAGCUGAUCGAGCUUCUGAACUCUAAAGGAGAGACCAACUGACCACCUGCUUUGGAUUCAGUUUUUUUAAAGUACCUUGCUGUUUUGAAGGGACAAAAACAUUCAACAAGCAAAUGCCAGACUGGACUACACUCACUGAGCUGCUGUCUGUUUUGUUGCAGCUGAUGACAGAAUUUUCAACAGGUGACGUAUUUUUAACAUGACAUGAAUACUCAGGUUUUAAGUGGCAAAAUGAAAGUUUGAACAAUGCCAUUUUCCCACUCCAUCUAACUAGAUAUGUCAAACAAAUUAAUGAGUUAAUGAGUUUAUAAAAAAGGAAAUGUAAUCUCUCUCCAUUUAUCCCCUCUGGAAUAUGUGCAUGAACAUAAUGGACCAAGUACAAAAGCAAAUGUGUUUCAGAUAUAGGAAAAAUGUUGCAGUUGAUUUGGUAAAAUUGAAAGGACUAAAGAUGUGUUGAAAUGACUUGCAUUAUUUGUUCAUUGCCAGACACACCAAAAUAAUCAAUAUACUAGCUGAUUUGUUGACAUGAAGAUUUCCCAUAAUGCUUUUCAGCUCUGAAUGUAUGCAUGUGCUAAUUAAACAGCUACAAAAGGCCAGUUUAUAUAACUCAUAUAAAUGAUUUAUCAAUAGGCUGUAUACACUGAAUCACUCUAGCUAAAUGGUCAGUCUCUUUACUGAAGGGCAUUCUGUGUGGUAGCUGACAUCUGUAAAAGCGCAGACUGACAUCAUCAUUUAUUAUUAAUAUCUCUGUCCAUGGAAGCAGUAACGUCAUCUGUAAUUUAUAGUAUACUCUGAUUUUUAAUUAGCACUGAAAUAUAGUGGGAUAUGGGUUGAUAGAUGCUAAUUUGCAUUUAAUUUUAUAUUCUGUGGAAUUCUGUUCAGAUGAAUAAUAUGAACUGACUGCUAAAUGUGUGGAUUGAAUAUUUAUGUGAUGCUAGAUAUUGUAUAUAAAGUAUUCUAAAAGAAAAUCAUUCUGUAUGUACUGUAAGAAAGUGUAUGCACUUUAUAAAUCAGUUAAGUUCAGAAUAAAUUAUGUAUUGCUGCUU